This is a messenger RNA of Saccostrea cuccullata (small rock oyster), 550 nucleotides long. RefSeq names its product perlucin-like protein. Gene Ontology annotation, molecular function: signaling receptor activity. NCBI's taxonomy places the organism in Eukaryota, Metazoa, Mollusca, Bivalvia, Ostreida, Ostreidae. The record is from RefSeq and is a predicted model, not a curated record. The transcript has 5 exons. The coding region runs from base 1 to 486 and encodes 161 amino acids.
AUGACUUCAGAGAUUCUUCAGUUGUUUUGUCUUCAGUUUGCAGUUUAUAUUGUAUGGGCGUGUCCGGCGGGAUGGAUAAAACACGGACCUGCCUGUUACCACAUGGGUCCAGAAGUGGAAUCUUGGUUUGAUGGAAUGACAAUGUGUCAAAUUCACGGAUCCAAUCUUGCAUCAGUGCUGAACCAGGAAGAACAUAAUUUUAUUGUAAGCCUCAUGAAACAAUAUAAAAAGGACGUUGUUUGGUUAGGAGCCACGGACUGGGAUAACGAAGGCACAUUUGUAUGGGAACCCAACGGCGACAAAAUGAAUUACCAAAACUUUGGUCAUGGAGAACCAGACGAUAGACUGAACCAGGAAGAUUGCCUCUUGAUUGAUGGUUCCUCAAACAACCACCACACCUUUGUUUGGGAUGACAGAAAUUGCUAUGAUCGAAACUACUAUAUCUGCAAGCAAAUGGACGAUAUCACUGGAAACCUUGUUGGCUGAAACAAUCAAGAAGUGAAUACUCUGACAACUAUAAUUGUGAUUGUAUGUCUUUUCCAAUGAGCUU